CAAAAGUUCUUGCGUUUAGUUAGUCUCUGUCAGGGUGUUAACCUUGUAUGACUGAAAAUGAUGUCCAAGAAGCCAAGGUGGCAGGAGACCCCAAUGAACACUAAGACCAACAAUCCCACACAGAAGAAAGGGGGAAAGGACCUCACAUCACUACCAGCACCUGGAGGGAAGCAGGCGGGCAGCAGUGUGUCUAAAGCCGGUGUCAGCAGCGGACGGAGCAGCAGCCUGGGCAGAGGCAGCAACUUAACUGCAGCUGUUAGUAAAGUUGGCGGGAGUUUGAAAAGAGGCAGCCUCAGCCACCCGGGCUCUGCUGGUCACCCGGUUGCCAGACAAGCAUCCCACACAGCCAGAGCAGGUCCCCGCCUCUGCAGCAGCCGAAGCUUUUCAUCCCUCCACACCACCUCCCUCUCUGCUGUUCCCUUCAUGAGAAGCAGCCGCUCUCUCAACAGGCUCGACCAGAAAUCUGCCGGAGAAGAGUCAGACGGUGCAUUAGGGAAGUCACAAGCUAAGAAAGGACAAGCCUCUGGGAAGAAGACCCUGAACUCUAGUCGGUUGUCUUCCUCUUUGGAGAAAAUCAGAGGUAGCAAAGAGCCAUGCCAUGGAAAUAAUGCUGACAGAAUGAAAACAAGCAGCUCCCCUCAGCUAGCAGAGCCUUCCUCCUCUUUGGUUUCCACCAGUGCACAACACCAUCACUGCAUCAAAGCAAAGAAACUGACCACAGACGGGGUGUACACGCUGUGUGCAAUGACUGCUGGGAUGAAACGGAACUGGGUCCACGCAGUGUUCAAGAACGUGCGGCCCAGUUUUACACAUGACAACACAAGCUCUCUUUCAGAGCCGGAGACUCAGCAGCUGCAAGAACAUGGAAUGAGCAACCAGAGAGAAGUUUCACAUCAGCAGCAGGAAAAAGAGGACUCCAAAGUGCAGGUAGAAAGAGUGCAGAGCUCAGUCAAUGGAAACGCUUCAUUGUCUCUUCUCCCUGGCUCACCUGGUGCUCCAGCUCCUACCGAUUCUCCAUCCCAGGUGGAGGAGGAGGGCACAGCUGCUCACCAAUGCUCAUUUCUUAGUGGAACCACACAAACUGCAUGUGGUCUUCUGUGCAAAGGGUGGGAAGAAUGCCAAAGUCUCAGCUCAGUGGUGCUGCCAAAGGACGUGGUGAAUGACAGUUUGAACAUGCAGACUGCAAGUGAAUAUCAGACUAAACAGAGUCUCCAGAGGGAAGACCAGCAGGUAAACAGCACCUGUGAUUGCACAAAAGUUGAGGAAACUCUGGCAUGUGAGCAGCAAACUGGGCAACUUGUCAAAGAGCUGGAACAAACUCAGAGGGAACUGUCUCGACUCCAGCAGUUAAACAGGAAUCUGCAGGACGAGCUGCAAAGAGAGAAAGAGAUCCAUUCAAGGGAUUGCUUUGGCGCACAGAAUAACACCAACUCAUCUUCACAGCAAUCUUUGGCUCUACAGCGACUGCAGAAGAUAAAUCAGGACCUUCGCUUUGAGCUGGAAGCACAAAAGAGAAGUCAGGAGGAAGCCAGAGAGGCAGAACUACGGCGAAGAGUAGAUCUCUUAGCCCAGCAAGCUCAGCUGCUGGUUACGGGUGACGCCACUGCACUCGCACAAGCCCAUAUCGAGCAAGAUCGCCAGAGGUUUGAGGAGCGGCAGGUGGAGUGGGAGCGCUGUGUGGCCUCACUGAAGUCCCAGCUGAACAUCAGCGAGGAGCAGAGGAGGGAGUCCGAGUCUCGCUUGACACAGCUUCAGCAGGAAUUAGAUAGCUACCAAAACCUUCAGCUGGAGGCUGAGAAGCUGCGGAAAAAUCUUGAUGAGGUGUCAGCAAAGCUUCAUAACUAUGAAGAGACUCAGGCUCAAAAAGAUGCUCGGCUACAGAAGCACCUCAUGCUUCUUCAAGCAAGUCAGGAGAGGGAGCGACGGAGCUUGAUGGCAAGCCUGGCGCAGGCUGAGCAGCAUUCACAAGAUCUCCAGGAGAAACUGGACAGGUCUGAGCAGCAGGUGGAGAGUCUCACUAAGACCCAGACGUGGACGAGAGAAAUCGAGGUGGCACAACGGCAGCUUCAGGAAGAGCUGGCACGUACAAUAUCUGCCAUACAGCGACUCCAGGAGGAAAGGGAGCAACUCGAUCGUCGCUGCCUUGAGCUGCAGGAUCAGUUAGCAGAGGCAGACAGGGAGGUGGGCAAGCUGCAGGAGCGCUUGAAAACAGAAGAAACGCACUACUACAACCUGGAGCACACGUAUGAGAGAGUCUGUGAGGAACUGCAGGUGGCACUGGGAAAACUGCAGCAAAGGGAGUCUGAUACGCAGGACAUAAGAGAAGGAUAUGAGAGACAACUUGAUAGGAAGGAGCAAGAGCUGAGUGAAGUUUUGCUAAAGAUGGAAGUCUUGGGUAACAGCUUGGAGGAGACGGAAGUGAAACUGAAUGAGGUGCUGAAAGCAUGCACCUGUGCCUCUUCUCAGCUGCAGGAUAACUCAGCAGAGACUAUUCAGCAUAACAAGAGGCAACAGCAAGCAACACAGCAUAUCAAUGUGGAAAAGGAUAUAGACAGUUACCAGUUGUCUAACAGGUCCAAUAUCGCAGAUGUCAGCCUGAUGAAUUCUAAAGAACCUGCAGCAAAAUCACUGGAUGAAUCAUAUCAAUACCUCAUCACUGCAGGAGAUGACCCAGAGCGCUUUAUGUCUGUAAUCCAGCUGCUUGAAACCAAGCUUUAUGUAACGGAGGAGAAGCUAAGAGACAUCACACAAAGGCUGGAGGAACACCAGAGUCACAUCAGCUGCCGGGACCCCCAGCUUUGCUCCCAGCUGACCCAGAGUCGAGCGACUACCCAGCACCUCAGUCUACUUCUUCACAAUCAGGCCAAGAAGAGCCAGCGCUUUGCCCAAGAGACAGAGAAUCGCUGCAGGAUGCUAGUCGGCAGGUUUCAGGUGGCUCAGAACAUCAUACAGGCCUGCAGAGAGAGACUUCAUGCUAGUCCCCUCGAUAUUCCAGACUUGGAGAAACAGCUGGCUACGGUCGCUGCCUGUCUUCAGCAAGGAGAGAAAGAUGCAGUGAAACACCAGCAUGAAUCAUAUAAUGUCAGCAAAGGAGAGGGCAAGAUCCUCAAUGAAGAGAAAUCAGCCGGGGCUAAGAGUAACAUGAGUAAACCGACUAAUACUUGGUCCUCUUUGGAUGAGGGUGGAAGUGUUGAGAGGUGCUUAAUGAGGGAAAUAUUCGUAGUAGAAAAAAUCGUGUCUGUCCUUCAGAGCCAACAUGGUCAGAUAACCUCAAUAUCAAGAAACGAUGAGGGGGAUGUGGCACAAAGGUACAAAAACAUAAUCGCUCGAAGAAUAGCGUUAAAAGCACAAGAAAGGAUGCGAUCUGAGAGAACAGGGUGUGACAGCGAUGAACUUUUAGAAAGUUUAAUCUGUACAGUUUGUGCUGAAGAGGAGCUAAUUUAUGCUGCCUUAAAAAUUCAUCAACAGUACGAGGGUGUGACUCCAGUAAACAGCAAAGACGCUGAGGACCGAAUGACGGGUCUGGCAGAUAUCAGUCCCUCGGAGUUGGCUUCUUAUGAGGAGAGACUGCAGGAAGAUGCCAGGGGCUUGGAAGAACCAGAAGAAGAGGACCAAUCAGAUAAUAAAAAAAUGGAGGAAAAGAAAAAACCAGACUGGUUAGAGAGGCUAAUAUCCCGGCUGCAGAGAAGGGCUACAUUUUUACACCAGCUCUGCCUGGUAAACUCUGGUGACAGCAGACCUGUCGGUGGUGAUGACAUGGAGCAUAGAGGGAAGGAAGCUGCUGCCUUUGACUUAAAAUGUAUGCUGGACCACGCAAAGUUAAUUUAUUUGUCAGAGCGGAUGUACAUGGAUUUAAAGCAGGAGUUUCAAAUUGACGUGAACAAACUGGAAGAGCAGCGCAACGAUGGAAUAGAGGAGCAGGAGGCCUUAAAUGACACAAUAUGCCAGCUUCAAGAAGACAACGGCGCGCUGAGAAAAGAACUGGAGCUGGCUGAAAAGAAGAUAAUAUCAGUAGAGACCGGGAACCAGAAACUCCUAGAAGACAUACAGAAGAUUGAGGAUUAUCAUGCAGAACGAGUGGAAAAACUGGAAGGCGAGUUUCAGGAGAAGAUAAAGGAACUGCAGCAGAUCCACGAAGAGGAGAUGAAGCACUUACAUGGCUACUACACCAAGUCCUGUGUUUCCAGAGAGAAACAGAGCAAAUCCCGCACAGAGGCACCUCUUUACAUCCCAAAUACAUCUUGUCUACCAGAGCAGAGUGUGAUGGAGCGGGAAACAGAGGAGGACUUUGGGAUCCAAAUGAAUUACAAGAAAGAUUUGGAAAACAUUCAGGCUUCCUGUGAACAGGAGUUGACUGCUGUGGAGGAAAUGCACAGGGAUCUGAUAGAAGACUUGCAGCAGCAGCAUCAGAAGGAGGUGGCUGAACUUCUGAAGGAGAAAGAGCAGCUCCUGCAGGAGGAGACAGCCGCGACAAUGGCAGCUAUUGUGGCAAUGAGGAGGGCUCACAAACUGGAGCUAGAGAAAAGCAGACAGUCCCAGCGCAUCAUGGAAAGCGAUGAUGUCACGCUGCUCCACGGCGAAUACGAGAAGGAGAUCCAGUUAUUGCAGAAGGAGCUGGAGAUGCUGUCGGUUCAGCACACCGAGAAAUGCCUGGAAAACUCUCAGCUCAGAGAGGAACUGCAAGAUGAGAGAAAAUCAAUGAUGCAGUGCCAAAAAGAAAACCAGGAACUCAAAAAGAAACAGGUGAUUCUGAGGUCGAGGGAGGCAGAAAUUCAGUUUCUCAGACAGGAAUCUCAUUCUCUCAGAGAAGAGUUGAAGAUUGCUCAGAUGGACAAAAUAUAUGCUGAGAAUAGGCUCAAGACCCCCUAUACAAACAGCCAAGGUGAACCCCACCAACAUGUCAAUAGGCUUGGUGAAGAUUUUAAGUUCUCCACCUGGUCUCCAAGAAGAGUCACUGCAGGGCCGAGCCACGAUGACUCUGAGGGAAAGACAAACACUGCUACUUUUCCAAAGAAAUCAUCCCUCGUGCGACAAAUAAGAGAUGUCAGAUCGAAGAGUUUAAAAGAGGGCCUUUCUGUCCAAGAAAGGAUGAAGCUGUUCGAGUCAUUCUGAUCCAGAGAAGAUGACCAGCUGACAUCAGAGCUUUUCAGAAAUCUGUUUUAUUAUAACCUUUUUGUGUGUUGAAUGAUCAGAACAGGACACUAGAGGGCGCAACAAACACAGGUCAUUUUACACAUGCAUUCAGUGCAUUACACAGAGGUUUUGUAACUUAAAGACAAACUGUAUUUUUAUUGAAACACAGCUCACAUAAGCGUAUUGGAUCACUUGUAUUUGACAUUAUAGGCCACAUAACGCAACAUUUACCCUUCCAGCAGAGGAAAUACAUUCCUGAAAGAGAAGAGAUGCUACUGUACUUUUAUUACCUUCAUAUUUAUUCGAAACAGCUGCUUUAUGACUUCAAAUAAAUGAGCUUUCAAGUAAAACAAGGUUGGUCAAAAAUAAUGUGGAUCUCUG
Molecule: messenger RNA, 5514 nt
Organism: Maylandia zebra (zebra mbuna)
Lineage: Eukaryota; Metazoa; Chordata; Actinopteri; Cichliformes; Cichlidae
Cellular component (GO): actin cytoskeleton
Molecular function (GO): actin filament binding
Source: RefSeq, a predicted model, not a curated record